AUGGUCUUUGCCUGUCUGGUAGGCUUGAAAGCCCACUCGACGCCACUGAUUGGCUUCUCAAGAACAUGCGUUGGAUACGCGCUAAUUACACUUGUAUCCAACGACAACGACAACCACACCCGCAACCACAGCACACAGGCGUGGCAGGUACAACGCCAGCUGCUCGUAGAAGGACGCCAUAUCGGCCGCCGGUUACUUGAUAACUGUGUUUACCCCAUUUCAACGAUGGCACAGAAAAGACAAUGGCUUGGACAAUGGCUUGGUGGAAGACGCCUCCAGCUAUGCGCUCCUAUCAAUCCGUACAUCCAAGUUCUUACGGUGCGGGUUUCCAUUUCCGAGGCUGAGCUACCCAUCGAGUCCCGGUCACCGAGCGCAAUGGAGCUCAGACGGACUGUCUAUGCUCUAGACUCACGGUCCACGGAAUAUGGCCUCUGCCAUCCCAUCAUGGGCCCGUUGUCUGCAGAGGUUUCAUCACCGCGUCGGGACCAGUCGACGCUAUCACGACUUGACAACGUGGCGAGGUCAAUAUCGACGACUCCAUCGCGACACACAGCCCACUUGAUCGUCUUGGUCUCCGAGAUCUGCGGCAAGGGCCAUUCCCCGCAGACUAUUCUCAAGGGCGAAUACAGAACGCUCAUGCCUACGACGCCGCGCUACGGGUUCCGCACAGCUUCCGCGACGUCUCUAGGUUUCGACGGCCUCUGCCAUCGCGUUGAGGUUCCUGCCGUGGCAGAGGCCGCCCGUCUUGAUUAUUGGGCCGCAUUGACGCAACCUUGGUGCAGGUCGAUGAAACGCUGGGAAACUGUCAUUCAGCUCCCAAGGAACAGUCCCGCCAAGGCCAAGGGACCAGCUGAGAUCAUACUGCAGCCUGGGAAGGGGCCCAAGUUCAUGCUGCUCGUGUUGUGGGCCAGAGGGAGUCAUGUGCUUUGGGCAGUCCGGAGACUCCAAGAUGAUCCCCCCUCCCUUCUCCUCAAAAGAGGAACAGCACGACAAAGAUUGAGUGUUAUGGAGCCUCAGGGGCUCGGGUAUUCCCUCACUCGAUCAAUCGCAGACCACGAAAACUGUAGAUGCGGAUUGCCCGGUGGCAAAAAGCAAGCAUCAAAACAGAUCAACAAGUGUUUCUGCCUCUUUUUUCCUCAGAGUUUCUGCCUAGAGCAUGGCAACGGCGAUCUACUUGUCUACAACCUUACAACGCUCGUUCCCGCCCACAGAUCUGACUUGUCGGGCUUGGCUCGAGCCCUUUUGGCAGCUCUGACACCGCGCGGCUCACAUGUUGAUUUUCAGAAUGUGACCCUUUCAUCAAUUAACGAGUUUCGGUACUGGUAA
Colletotrichum lupini is the source of this 1326-nucleotide messenger RNA. RefSeq lists its product as uncharacterized. NCBI's taxonomy places the organism in Eukaryota, Fungi, Ascomycota, Sordariomycetes, Glomerellales, Glomerellaceae. The transcript has 7 exons. The record is from RefSeq and is a predicted model, not a curated record. Bases 1 to 1326 code for a protein of 441 amino acids.